AUGGGGCUUUACAAAGGGCCGCGGCUGUUGGAAUUUGCAAAGACCCCACAACACCUUCAGUUCAACAAGUAUGUGCUCACGGGUUACCGGCCAGUGUCCACGGCCCAGGAGUGCAUCAGGAGCCUCUUCUACAUGCACAAUGAGCUGGGGAACAUUUACACCCAUGGCGUCCCUUUUUUCCUCUUCUUGGUGCUACUGCCCUUUAGUAUCCCCUGGAUGGAGGUGGACAGCUCCUGGAUCUGUGCGGUCCAUUACCUGGCCUGCCUCAGCCCCACAGUGGGCUCCGUGGUCUACCAUGUGUUCAUGAACCACGUGGGAGGGGAACAUGUGUACGACACCCUGCUCUCCAUGGACAUGUUCGGGGUCUGCCUAGUAAAUACCCUAGGUGCCCUCCCCAUCAUCCACAUCACCCUGUUCUGCUACCCCCUCCUGCGACAGGCUGCUCUGCUGACUUACACCCUCCUGUCAGCGUACGGCAUCUACUGCGCCACCACGGCCCGCACCAACAUCCUGCGCCUGCAAGCGUUCAUCUGGCAGGCCAUGUUCCGCUUCCUGCUCUUCCUGUUCAGGGUGUUCGGCAGCGGGGUGGGCAGCCCUCACUCACUGCGUCUCUUUGUCAUCAUGGACACUCUGGCUGUAGUGGGGGGGCUGGUCAACAUCAUCCAGAUCCCCGAGCGCUUCGUCCCCGGCCUGUUUGACAACUGGGGCAACAGUCACCAGAUAAUGCAUGUCAUGGUGGUGUGCUCCAUUAUCUACCUGCACUGGGGCACUCUGGAGGAUUUCGAAUGGAUUAAGACCUUCCAGUGUCCUACUGAGCAAAGCGUAUAAAGUGCACACUCAUGAACUGAUAGGAAAUGAAAUUUAGGAGAGAGGAAGGUUGUUUUAAAUAUUGCACUUUAGUC
This is a messenger RNA of Gymnodraco acuticeps, 902 nucleotides long. RefSeq names its product progestin and adipoQ receptor family member 4. The transcript is spliced from 3 exons. Lineage: Eukaryota; Metazoa; Chordata; Actinopteri; Perciformes; Bathydraconidae. Gene Ontology annotation, cellular component: membrane. The coding region runs from base 1 to 828 and encodes 275 amino acids. The record is from RefSeq and is a predicted model, not a curated record. Gene Ontology annotation, molecular function: signaling receptor activity.